AGAAAAAAAAUACUAGAUGAAAGCCAAAAUAUUUGGAAAAUUAAAAAUAAAAUGAAGCGCAAGAAAGAGCAAAACAUUGUAAUGGUAGGAGUUGAAUAAAACACUUUUUCACCUCCUGUUUAUUGCUUUUCUUGAAAUAUAUAAACGUCUUAGCGCAUCAACAUGGGUUGGUUUACAGAAUGUAAAAUAUCAAAGUGGCCCCUGCAUCCCUUGUUUUGUUUUGGGGUUUUUUUUGGUAUGUGGCCCUCGCUGGGGAAAAAGUGUGGACACGCCAUUCUCAAAUGAAGCUGGAGGCCAGCACCUUUCACGGAGGCGUUGCUGAGCAAUGAAUUAGCAAUGAAUUAGUUCUAGACAUAAAUCGUGAAAGACGCUUGGGUGUUUCUGUUCUAACGGCUUGUAGAGAUUGGGCUGGCAGCCGUUGACGAUUGAAGAUGGAGACGGUUCGCAGGAGACGGUCUUUGAGAACGCAGUGGGGACUCAUUUUCUACUUCUGUUUGAGUCUGCUUCUGUGACGGUUUACACAUAAAACAUGAUCAAACCAGUAUGACUAAUUUCAUUUAUUUAUAAGUCCAUUUGCAGCCAACAGUUAAUGUGCUUCAAUUACACCAGCUGCUUAUUUCCUUCUCUCUCGCUCUGUCUCUGUUAUUUCUGAAUAAAACCUUUGAACUGAAGUUGUAAUAACCUGCUUUUGCAGAUUAUCCAUCCACUUUCACAAUAUUGUGGUUUAUGGCCUGCAUAACUGUAAACACUGUAAACUUUAUGAACAUGAAUGAAUGAGCAUCCUGUAGCGCAAAGCACUGCUGUGCCUACAAUGUGAGCCUCACCAGUGUUUCCCAUACAUUCAUUUAACACAUUUGGCGCUACCUGUUUUCCCUCGCUCAUAAACACGUUACCACGCGCCAUGGCCGCCACAGAAUGAGAAGACCGAGCAUCCAUCCAUCCAUUUUCUAUGCCGCUUCUCCUCAUUAGGGUCGCGGGGGUAUGCUGGAGCCUAUCCCAGCUGAGCAUAUACCACAUAUUAAAAAACAACUAGCGGCAAAUCUAGUGGAGAGACUUUUCUUUACAUCUCUCGCAAUCAUUUCCUUGGUCUACCUGUUGGAUGUCUGUUGCUUUGUACACCAGUGGUUUACUUCUUUUCUGAUUCAAUUGUAAAUCCCAGGAAAUAAAAACUAAAAACGGUGUCAUAUUAAUAUUUUCAUGCCAAUCCAAAACGUUUGUAGUCUACAGCAAAAAUGAAUCACUUGGCCUCGCUCUUCCAAUGCUUCUGGAGGGCACUGUGGGUGCUCCCUAGAAAACAAAACAUCGUCCCAUUGCAGUCUUACUCCAAGUUUAGACACACAAUUCUUAGAUCCCCCCCCAAAAAUAACACUUUCUGGUUGACAUUUUCAAGAAAAAGCAACCAAUGAGCAGCGAUUAAUUUCGCUCACCGUGAUCACACAUCGCGGGCGCCAUUUUUGGAACAUCGUUUGUUUAUAUUAGAGUUGCAGAGAGCUACACGACAUAACAAAAACAUGGACAAAAGAGAAAUGGACUGUACCGAGACAAGGGUGCAAGACCUCUGAAUAUUAUGGCUGAAAGAAACUAAAAGAAAAGAAAUCUACUCCGGUUCCCGCGUAACAGUCUAUCAACGAGGGUGACACUCUGUGUUUCUGCCUGUCUCAUUUUACAUCCAUAACACUCAUUUCUGGUUCCAACAACAAACCAGAAGCAUUCAGACUUACGGAAGCAUGUUUGCGGCAGCCGGAGUCAAACAUAGUGUAGCGUCCAAUGUGCAGGGCGUCUAGAGUCACCCACAAGAACUCAGAAACUUGUGCACUUUGGAGAGGACGUUCCGGCUCCAUUUAUUCAAUACAACAUGCGUUACCACGUAACAACGACAGUCGCCUCUUCAUGAUGUCAUCCCUGCGCCCCACUCUCCAGGCAUGCCUAAUCAACUUACGCUAAAUCAAACUGUUACAAUAGCACAUGUCACCAAACACCUUAUAAGGCCACCUCGCAGGCGCACAUCCGCGAUGUCACUGCCACCCCCAGUUGUUUUGGUUUCCAUUUUCUAUGUUAAACAGCAGGGUAUGUUGGUAUGAACCAGUGUUUGGUUCUAGGAUGUUAAUAUUUACUUUGGUAUAUUUUUUACAUUUUUGCUUAAGUUGUGGCUGCAGCAGAAUAAUGUGUUUAUUUUGUGUUAUUUUGCUAAGUGAUGGUUUUGUGGGGAGUUUUGUUCAACAACACUAGGUAAAAGUGAUGUUAAAUGUUCAGUCGUCCAUUCAUUUGUCAUUUGUAAUUAUUUCUGUAUCAUUUUCUGCAUGUACAACUAUAAUUAUUGUCUAUAAAAUGUGUUUUGCUGCAAUUGGCUGGCGACCAGUCCAGGGUGUAUCCCACCUCUCGCCCGAAGUCAGCUGGGAUAGGCUCCAGCAUACCCGCGAACCUAGUGAGGAUAAGCGGCAUAGAAUAUUGAUGGAUGGAUGGAUGGAAAAUGUGUUUUGUGUUCACAUUUUUGAGUGUCUGGAACGGAUUUAUUGGAUUUACAUUAUUUUCUAUGGGAAAAUUAGCUUUGGUCCGUUUUGGUUUGAGUCGGACCUUGUGGAACGGAUUAAUGACAUUAACUAACUACAUUAGCACGUUUUAAUGUAUGUUUAAAUGACAUCUCAGGUUCUUGUGUUUGUUGUGGGGAGAUUAGCUUUCACCACACAAUCUGUACUUUCUGCUACGUAUGAAUGAUUUUUAAUUGCUGGAUUACAUGUCAGUGACUUCUAAAGUGUUGUAUGUGGAUUUUCCAGAGCCAUUUUACUAAAUAAAGCAUCAUUGAAGAUGUUGGUUGUGAACGUUCUUUCUCACAUAAAUUUUACGCAAUGUACCGACCUGUUAUUGUUAUUGUUAUAUUGUUGUUGUUAUCUUAUCUCUGACAAACGAAAUAUGCACGUAUGAUUUUCAGUCUAUUUUCAUUCAUUUGUGAAUGAAAAUUGUGCUGUUGAAAUUUGGCCCUGCCGCUGUUUGCUACCUUUCUACACACCAGGAAGCGUCAGUCAUGUCACAUAUUAAGUGUCUUCUUUGAGAACAUUAUGACAUUAAACAGGUAGGUUUUAUUGUCUCCAUAUACUUUAAAAAUAUGAUUUAUUUCAGCUUUUUUAACUAUGGUGUUGGCACCCCUCCCCCCUUUUUCCCCUCCCCUGGUACAAGUCUUCAAGUUCUUAUGUUGUAAAGUGUGCUUAUUUGUGUCUAUGUCUAUGUUGUUGAGUUUUUUUGCCUGUCCCACACUGUACACGCCCAAAAGGAGCAUAGCUUGGAAUUGUUGUUUGUUUUUCCCCCUCCCCUUCCCUCUUGUUCUUCCCUUUCCUCUCCCCCUUUUAUCGGCCAGUCAUCCUGUCCUGUCUACCCCCCGUCGUAUUGUAUGGUAUGUUGUAUAUGUAUGUGAUUGCACAACUUCGCUUAAGUGACAAGUAAAGGCCAUUGGAUGUAAUUUGUCUCCUUAUUGGUGUAAACAUUGCCCUCUCCUCCUGGCUUUGUCUUAUUCGCUUGUGGAUUGAAUUUUGUUAGCAGUGGCCCGUGUCACUCCACGUAGACUGGCGUUUAGUAACUGAAACAAGGUACCUUUCGAUUUUAGUCGGUGUCCAGUCGUACCCACGGAAUCCGGUCGGUGCCUAUAAACGUGCCAGUACCCAUCCCUAGCGGUUACGCAGUAUUGGGAUUUUGUCUGUAAGAUGAGUUUGUUUUGGUCAGAUUCAGAGCGAGGUUGUUUCAGAUGAGAGGAUAUCAUUCACACAGCCAGCAAAGCAAUAAGUCACCUCUUCGCCCUCACCCACAAAACGCUCUGUCUUUCUGCUUCAUGGUGCAGUCAGAGCAGAGUGGCCGCAGGGCAGGAUUGUCCUGUCAGCAGCGCACUGAAUGCCUGAUUCAGCUGCUGGUGUCACUGCAGUCGUAUCCAGGAUGGAUGUGUGGCCGUGUCGCUGCUGCACGCCACUGAGUUCUGUGGCCAUUUGCUCCCCGGUUCCAGCCGCUUGAGCCCAAAAGUGUCCAUCGUGACUUUCAGUUGAAAACGAGGUAUUAUUGCUUCAUGUCAUGUAAAAAAAAAAAAAAAAAGCGAUCACUGACGUGUUGUGUUAACCCAUUUGUUCAUCAGAGAUUUGUUUGUUCCUUCUAACAGCCAAUCGCCCUAUCCUAGGUAGGGUCAUGGGAAGCGAGAUCCCUUUUCAAGAUGACUUAGGAAGAAGGGAAAGAAUUUCCCUCAUUUUAUCUUACCUUGUAUAGCAGUAUAGAUGUACUAUCCACUGAAAAUCACAGCCAUUAUUGUCAAAAUAAAUACCUGGGUACCUUCUAGUGAGUCAAUCAUACCCCUUUUCCAUUGCAGCAAGCUUUGGUGCUGGUGCAGCAUUAGUUCAGAGCUGGAGUUGAACAAGUGUCAACAGGCUCUACACCAGAUUCAUGGAAAAUUGGAAAAUUCCAUGCCCAAGAGGAUUAAGGCGGUGAUAGAAACAAUGGCGGUCAUACAAUUUGGGCACAUUCACACUCACUUCUGUUGCCGGCUGGUUCUCAACUGAUGCCUCGGGACCCAAAAGUGGGUUGUGGGUCUUUGCCUGGGAAAAAAAUAAAGAAAUAAUGUAAUGACCCAAUCUGUAUUUGCUUGCUACUCCAUGUUUCUGGGCGAAUUUGUCAAGCUUGAGUGGUGGAGGAAGGACAUCCACAGGUGACCGACACACAGCUACAGAUAUCUGCUGGAGAAGAGCGCGGCAUAAAGAGACUGAGUCUCAAUGCUGCAGAUGUGUGUUGAAAACAGUCCUUUAAAAUAUAAGAUGUCUGAAAAGUUUGAGGUGAAAAAUUCCUGCAAUUUGUCAGUGAGGGUUGAUGGUGGGUCCUGCCGCCAAACCAGUUGAGAAACGCUGAUUUAGACAGCUGUGUGUGUGUGUGAGUGUGGACAGUAAAUCUAUACUUCUUUUUUAAGCUGCAGCGACUACACUUAGUUUAAUUAUGUUAUAUUGUCCCUUGAGAAGAAUAAAAUGGACGCUGAAAUGUGAUGCACUCACUUUUGUGAGACGCAGUCCUUGCUGUGAUGCAGCAUCGCUAAACAUUAUGCAACGGUGCAUCAAACUGUGUCACAUGAUGACAGACGAGUGCAUACUUGCAUAAGUUACAUUUUUGGUCGAGACUUCUUGAUAAAGAAUACGGUUAGGUGUUGCAUGAGAAAGUCUGGAGUGACAGAAAAGCGUGUUAGACUAGAGCAGAAGGACAGUUGUGACAAUGAGCCGCUUCUUGUUUGUCAUGAUGAUGGACAGACUGACAGAUGAGGUCAGGCAGGAAUCUCGCUGGAGUAUAAUAUUUGCAGAUGGCGUUGUGGUCUGCCUUGUGUUUACCUUCUCAGACUGAUGUUUGCAUGCAAAUAUACAGAGUGAACGAACAUACUAUGUAUCGAGGGUGUCACAAGAUUAAAAACGUGGCGAGAUUUCUGGUUCAGAAAGAAACUGUCUCACUCUGUGUAUUGGUUCAUCACCGAGACCAGGGGUGUCCAAAGUGUGGUCGGUGGCUGUUUUUUUAUUGGCCCGCAGCACAUUCUAAAAAUAUAAUUUAGCAAGAACACAAAAAAAAAACAACAAAAAAACCCAUUGAAAACUCUGCAGUCAUUUCACAAGAAUAAAGUCAAAAUAUUAAGAGAAAAAAAGUUGUAAUCUAGCGAGAAAAGGUCGUAAUUUUACAAGAAUGUAGCUGUAAUAUUAAAAGGAAAAAUAACGUUAUUUUAGUUGCAUAAAGUUGAAAUAUUAAAGAAUAAACUGUUUUUUUUUAAGUCGUAAUAUUAUCGGAAACAAACAAAACAACAAAGUUGCAAUUUUUGGAAAAUUAGGUUGCGUAAAAAAUUAUAAUGUUACUGAAGUCAAAAUAUUGUAGGAUAGAAGUCAUAACUAUGGGAGGAAAAUCUGCAAGAAGAACGUUGAAAUAGUUGGAAAAUUUGAACCAAAACAACAGCAGAAAUACAACAAACAGCUGUCAUUUUACGAGAAUAAAGUCAAAAUAUUAGGAGAAAAAAGCAGUAUUCUAACAAGAAAAAAAAGGACACAUUUUUACAAGAAAACAUUUGUAAUAUUAUGAGGAAAAAUAAUGUUGUUUAGUAUCAUAAAAGUGAAAUAUUAAAGAAAAAAUGCAUUUUUUUUUAAAAGUUGUAAUAUCAUGGGAAUUGUAAUUUGUGGAACAUUAGGUUGGGGAUAAAGUUGUAAUAUUAUGGGAAUAAAGUCAAAAUACUAUGAAACUUAAGUCAUAAUAUUACAAAAAGAAAAUUUACAAAGAUUAUUUAAGAAGAAAGUUGAAAUAUUAGAAAAAUGUAAAAGAAUCAACUGCAAAAAUGGGGGAAAAAGAGCAAGUAGUGAUUAUGGCUUUUUCACCUGUGUCACAGAGCUGACAUGCAGUUUUCUUGAAAUAUAUAUUUAACCUCUUAACAUAUCUACGAUCUAUGAUGUGUUGCUUUACAAAAUAUCAAAGUGGCAAAAACUGCAUCCUUUCUUUUUUCACUAUGUGGCCUUCGGUGGAAAAGGUGUGGACAUCCCUGACCUAGACUCUUCAUAGAACAAGCAAGCACCGUCAUACAGUCGCUUUGUCUCUGAGGCAUACACACACAGUAACCAAAUGGAGCUUCGUGAGGAGCAAUACAAGGUUCUUCUCUCUGGGCUUAUUGGUGUGGUUUCAUGGAAGCGGCCGCUCUCACUGGUGAUUACAUUCUUCAUGUUGUUGUCGGCAGUUUGUGUGAUGCUCAACCUGGCAGGCUCCAUCCUUUCCUGCCAGAACGCUCAGCUGGUCAACUCGCUGGAGGAAUGUCAGCUGCUCAAGUUUGACAGCGACGGAGUGUGCGUGUGCUGCGAGCUACAGCAGCAGAGCUCGAGCUGCAACAACCUUGGAGAGACACUGAAGCUUAACCCACUGAGGGACUGCAAUACCAUACGCUUACGUCUCAAGGAGCUGCUGUUCAGCGUGUGUGCCCUUAACGUCAUCUCCACCAUAGUUUGUGCCCUAGCGACGGCCAUGUGCUGCAUGCAAAUUGUCUCCACCGAUGUGCUGCAGAUGUUUAUGCCACACCGAACGAGAGCUCUGAACGCUGACUGUAUGACUCCCCACGGAACCAUCCUCCACCAAACACUAGACUUUGAUGAGUUUAUUCCUCCCAUUCCCCCACCGCCUUACUACCCCCCUGAGUACACCUGUACACCCUCAAUGGAUGGACUGAGAGGCCUACACCUGGACUUCCCUCACUCUCCCUUCAGUGCUAUUUAUGGUGUGCCCAUCAACAGCCCUGGGACGCUCUACCCGACUGACCUGCCCCCUCCGUAUGAGUCUGUGGUAGGGCAGACCCCUGCGAGCCAGGUCACCACCAGCAUGGAGCAACAGGGCACCGAAUCCAGUCUAUGUGACAGAAACACAACGGCAGGGCUGAGUACUCAGGCCUCAGUGGACAGUGCAUCCCUGAUGGUGUCAGAAGUUGCCGAUCAGGACCACACCUGCUCCUCGGAGGACUUGUGUUCCCUGGAGGUCCAAGGCUCGGACUCCUCUCCCUACAGCACACCUCACACCGCACUGACGGAUGGAAGCUGCACCAGCCUGGAGCUUUGCACACGCGCACGAUGCCACCACGGCCUGUCUAACACGGCUGCUCGCCCCAGUGACACGGGCUUCAGUGAGUCCUCGCACACCCAGGAGUCUCUUGAACGCUCUCCAGACUGGUCCUCGGAAAACUACAGUAAUCUGGACCAGGAGGAUUCUGCAGAUCACCCACGUGCAUGUGAGGAACUCAGGCCUUCCAUGCACCUUUGUGAUGAGCUCGCAUCCGCCAAGCAUUUGCCAGAGGAGCCGCCGAAAGCGUCACCGCAUUCGCUCAUUAAAGCGCGGAUGAUGACCCGGAAGCUCCCGCUUGCCGUGGCUCUCCCGCCGCCUCCUCAGCCUUGCUCCCCCACCUCAGUGGCCUCCUCUGGUGGAACCUCAGCCAUCAGUCCCCUAGCUCCCUCUCCUUCCCCAUCCCCUCCUAGCAGGCUACGAGGCCCCCGUCUGUGCUUCAGUGUUUGGUCACCCUCCUCCGCUCCACAGCCACCUUCUACCUCAUCUCAAAGUGGAUGUUCACCCUCAGAGAGACCGAGGGUGCUCCGUGCAGCCAGGAAGUACCGCAAGCUGGCACGCAUUGUCCGCUCCACCAGUGACCCUAUCUCCUGCUCCUCUAACACUGGAAGGGAACAUUGUGUCUCCAGCUCUUCAAUUAAUCCGUCAGUUGAAGGUUCAGCUCAUACGUCACCAGAGCAAGAGCAAUCAGGCAUUUCAACAGAUGGAGCCAAACCCGGUUGUGCCAAGAAGCAGCAAAAAGAGGGCAAAAAAGCAGACCUCCACCUUAAAAGCAGAGCCCAGCAAGUGCGGCCCCCCCACCGUGAGCAACCGCAAUCACUGGCCGACCUUAAAAUGUUUAAAGACACUAAAAUAUUAGUGGCCAAAUUCCUGGAGCAUUCAAGCUGCAAUUUACCGCCUGAGGUCCAGCAAGUUGUCAACAAUAUCAAGUGCGUCAUCAAGUCCGACGAGAAACACAUGGAGGAGGCCAUAUUUAGUGCCAACGUCAUAGAUCAGGUGAUGACUCAGCGCAUCAACGGCAGUCCCAGGAAACGUGGGCAAGAGGAUCUUCACCUUCAAAGCUGCGGUGCUUUGAGUUCAUCCCCGUCCCCUUCCAUGCGCCGUCCCAAACACCUCCCACAAACCAGCAGCACCUCUCCCGACGCCCUGGACUCCCCUUCCUUUGAACAAAGCCUCGAGUGCAGGGAAACUAUUCUCUGACCACGAUCUUCACAAGGACCUUGGUCAAAGCUGUGAGGGCAUUCCGAAGUGCUCGUGCUGCAGCCACGCUUUGCUGUGCACUAACGCAUAAGCGGCCAGGCAUCGCGACGUCACUGCAAAGGGAAAUGAUCUCCAGCUACAUCCCCCGUGGGCAGUCAUCAGCAGAAACGGUAGCAAACUCAGACUGAGCCUGCCUGGCUGUAGUGGCUUUGUUGUCAUCAGAAAAUAGAAUAGAAUGUUUCUCCCUCAGGAGAUUUUUUUUUAUACUGACUUUCAUGGAAAUGAAACACACAGAGUGUAAGCUGGGAUCUGUCAAUCACAGACAAAGGAUAUUGUGAUACUGGUAAUCUUCUUGUCCUGGAGUGAAGCGGGAAUAAAAAUAUAUUUCUAUUCAACUGUGAAUUGAAGGCAAUGGGUUUUACGCGCCAUUGAAUUUGUGGUUACUGAUGAGGUCGUGAAUAUUUUGUGGUGCCACCGGUUGGAGAACCUUACGGACGUUUUAACUUACCUCAUUGUGUUACGUUUCUUAUCAGUGUUCAAUAAAACAUGAGUUUGUAUCUUUUUUGGUGUUGUUAUUCCAGCUGGAGUUCUUGACCAGAUAUCCCGUAUAAAUCCACAUCUGAGGAACUACGGGCGCGUCAAACAUCCAAUCUCAAUGAGACGAAGCCUAGAAAAAUUCUCAUUCAUCUUUCAUUGUAUUCUAUAACUGGACUGUUCAGGGGUUGUCUUAGAAGCCUCUCAGACUUCAUCAGUUCACCGAGCUGUCCUAUCUAGUAUUUGAGCAUGAACAAGUAAAGCUGGCUCAUAUCAGUGCACCUGCGAUCGAUCCAAUGCCCUUAUGACACUUCUAGUCUCGCUAGCUCUUCAGACUAAAGCUGUCCUAUCUAGUCUUUGAGCAUGAGCUAAUGACGCUUGCUCGGAUGGGAGGCAGAACGUCUUUUAAGACAACCUGAUCAAUCCAGUUGUGAUGCAGUCAGUGUCCUGAGAAUACAAUGACCAAAGAUUAGAGAGGACAGCUCUAGGUUGACAAGCUGGAGAGAAGACUAGAGCUGUCCUAUCUAGUCAUUGAGUAUGAACUGAUGAUUACAUUUUCCAGUGUUGUUAAAAAUGUUAUGUCGCAGUGCACUCACACUGAGCAUGCUUCAGUCUGUUUAC
Molecule: messenger RNA, 9936 nt
Organism: Dunckerocampus dactyliophorus (ringed pipefish)
Lineage: Eukaryota; Metazoa; Chordata; Actinopteri; Syngnathiformes; Syngnathidae
Gene: entrep2
Product: family with sequence similarity 189 member A1
Exons: 12
Coding region: 6604-8781 (725 amino acids)
Cellular component (GO): membrane
Source: RefSeq, a predicted model, not a curated record